This is a messenger RNA of Penicillium odoratum, 621 nucleotides long. RefSeq lists its product as uncharacterized. The transcript has a single exon. NCBI's taxonomy places the organism in Eukaryota, Fungi, Ascomycota, Eurotiomycetes, Eurotiales, Aspergillaceae. The coding region runs from base 1 to 621 and encodes 206 amino acids. The record is from RefSeq and is a predicted model, not a curated record.
AUGGAGAAAUGGUUACUUCCAGAGCGCUCCCGAAAAACCAGAUGGGAGGUCAUACUCGGCAUACUAUGUCUCUCUCAGACGAUCGCCUUGGCAACUUACUUUUUCACUGCUACGUUCACUCAGCCUUAUACAAAGCCAUUGCCAGGCCAGCUUGACUACUGGACUGACUGUGGUCUCUCGCCCAGUGAGGCGAUGGCUCGCAACUGCCAUUUUGACCCGAUGCUUUACGCCUGGAUUCCUAAUGAAUGUUUUCACCCAGAAGGAUUGGACGAGUACCGCCCUUUCGAAGAUCGCAUUUGGUACAAAGAUCAAAAUCUUACAGACACUUUGAGUGAGAACGACAUGCAGCAGCUGGCGCUGGGCAACAUAUUCGUUGCAUAUACACACACCUUUCACCAUGAGCACUGCCUGUACGCGAUGCGCAAGCUAGCGAUGGCUACCGAAAAACGAUGGCUGCUGAUUGAUGGGAAGUCUGCUGAUGUGCGGCACACAACACAUUGCGGGAAGCAGAUUGCCCAUUUUGUCAAGGGUACAGUUGAAAAGACCUACAGUACGGAGCAUGAGGUUGCGACUGCAAGAUUACAGUUCCCAGGAUGUGUGAAAAUGCCAUGGAGAUUUUAA